CUCUCCACAGUAUGGCCGGCGAUAUUAGCUAGCACUCGCUAACGGUAUUCUCUGCAAAAGGGAAGACGGUAACUCAAGAAAAUCACCACCUGGAUUGCUUAAAGGACUGUACCUCAAUAAAUUAUAACCGAUCUAAGAAGGAUUAAUCAAGUUGUAAACAUUACAACCGAAGUUUAAUAUUUGUUGCUGGGUGUCUGUUGUCUCAUGAUGGAAGAUAACGGUGCACAUUUCUUCGAGGGGACCGAGAAGCUGUUGGAGGUGUGGUUCUCUCGACAGGAUGAGACCAAAGGAACCGGGGACCUCCGUACCAUCCCAAGGUUUGAGUGGGACAAACUUCUGGAGAAUGUGCAUUGUUUGAUCAUAAGUGUGACAAAGUCUGACAAGCAGGAAGCUUAUAUACUCAGUGAGAGUAGCAUGUUUGUCUCCAAGAGACGUUUCAUUUUGAAGACGUGCGGAACCACCCUCUUACUGCAAGCACUGGUGCCUCUGCUGGAACUCGCCAGGGAGUACUGCGGCUUCGAUGCCAUCGAGAAUUUCUUUUACUCCCGCAAGAACUUUAUGAAGCCAACCCAUCAAGAGUUCCCUCAUCGAAACUUCCAGGAGGAAGUGGACUUCCUCAGCCAGAUUUUCCCAAAUGGUGCAGCCUACUGUAUGGGACGUUUGAAUUCUGACUGCUGGUACCUGUUUACCCUGGAUUUACCAGAUUACUGGCAGAACAAGCAUGCGGACCAGACGCUGGAAGUUCUGAUGAGUGACCUCGAUCCAGCCAUUAUGGACCAGUUCUAUAUGAAAGAUGGUGUUUCUGCAAGUGAUGUCACUCGUAUGAGUGGAAUUCGUGACCUGAUACCAGGUUCUGUGAUCGACGCCACACUGUUCAACCCUUGUGGAUACUCAAUGAAUGGAAUGAAGACUGACGGGACUUACUGGACCAUCCACAUCACCCCGGAGCCGGAGUUCUCCUACGUCAGCUUCGAAACCAACCUCUCCGAGACCUCGUACGAUGAUCUGGUCAGUAAGGUGGUGGAGGUGUUCAAGCCGGGGAAAUUUGUGACUACGCUUUUUGUCAACCAGAGCUCUAAAUGUCGUAGUGUCUUUACUCCUGCCCAGACGAUGGAGGGCUACAAGCACCUCGACCGCCAGUUGGCUCAAUUCAACGAUUACAAUUUCGUCUUCACUAGCUACGCCAAGAGCCGCCAGCAGAACCAGCAGAGCUGAGGGUUUAGGAUGAAGAAGAGGCGUAAAAAGAGAGGUGGCCGCCCGGGGCGCCCCCCCGGUGGCCGGCUUCACCCCCCUGUAGAGAGCUUGCCCUCUUCCUCCCCCCUCCUCUUCCCCUCCCGCCCCGCCUGCUGCUGCUGUCGCCGUUUCAGAUCUCCGGGUGCUGGCGCGGCCGCGAGCCCUAGUUCAUCCUCCAGUUUGAGUUGUUCGCAUUGUUGUCCCUGUGACUUAGAUCUCUUGCAUGGAAGCUCUUUUCUCCGUUUCGAUAUCCUAGCUCACUCUUGCUGUGAUCUUGAAGUGCAUGUAGAGGAAUUAGACACACUCUGUUUGAGGCUGUCCACCUGUGCCCAGUACAACGUUCCCUUCCUGCAGGUCUCCCCCCUCAUCCCCCACAGACAAGGCUUCCGCCCGCACUAGGCCGGGGCCCUGACAUGCUCAGACCAGUCUGCCUCUUAACCAUCCUAAGUUAGACCGGACCCCGCUCUGCCUUCCAAUCUGCUGUCCAAUUUGACUUUUGGCAUUUAUGAAUUGCAACCAAUUUUUGAGUGCACUUUAAAAA
Messenger RNA from Etheostoma cragini (Arkansas darter), 1774 nucleotides. It is a transcript of the gene amd1, whose product is annotated as adenosylmethionine decarboxylase 1. NCBI's taxonomy places the organism in Eukaryota, Metazoa, Chordata, Actinopteri, Perciformes, Percidae. Gene Ontology annotation, cellular component: cytosol. The transcript is spliced from 9 exons. Bases 205 to 1215 code for a protein of 336 amino acids. The record is from RefSeq and is a predicted model, not a curated record. Gene Ontology annotation, biological process: spermine biosynthetic process; spermidine biosynthetic process. Gene Ontology annotation, molecular function: adenosylmethionine decarboxylase activity.